Messenger RNA from Cottoperca gobio, 1870 nucleotides. Its product is annotated as equilibrative nucleoside transporter 2-like. Lineage: Eukaryota; Metazoa; Chordata; Actinopteri; Perciformes; Bovichtidae. The transcript has 13 exons. Gene Ontology annotation, biological process: thymine transport; guanine transport; adenine transport. The record is from RefSeq and is a predicted model, not a curated record. The coding region runs from base 171 to 1511 and encodes 446 amino acids. Gene Ontology annotation, cellular component: plasma membrane; basolateral plasma membrane. Gene Ontology annotation, molecular function: nucleoside transmembrane transporter activity.
UAAAGUACAUGAGGUUUUAGUCCCGGAAGCAGGAGGUCCUUCACAUGAAUGCGCCUGCACACAUCCCGCGCACGGAUUCAUUCAAACAGGACCUUGACCACCUGUAAGACCCGCGAGAAACCAGAAACCUGCUCCAACGCUCAGUGCGGAAGCGUGACAGAAGCAACAGGAUGUGGAACGAGAAGAAACAGACGAGUCCACCUGCCGACAGCGGCCGGGCUGUAGGCUUCAUCAUCUUUUUCCUCGGGGUGGGAACUCUGCUGCCGUGGAACUUCUUCAUGACGGCCUCUCAGUAUUUCAACCAGCGCCUCACAGCAGCAAACGUCACCGCCAACGGCACGUCGGGCGUGACAACGGAAGACUACAACUAUGACAGCUGGAUGGCGUUGCUUUCCCAGCUGCCCCUGCUGCUGUUCACGCUGCUCAACUCGUUCCUGUAUCAGUGCAGAGUGACGCCGCGUCUCCGCGUGGCCCUCAGCUUCAUCGCCAUCCUCCUGCUCUUCUCCCUCACUGCCGCGCUGGUCCGGGUCGACAUGCUGCCAGACACCUUCUUCUCCGUCACCAUGGCAACCAUCUGGUUCAUCAACAUGUUCAGUGCAGUGCUGCAGAGCUCUCUGUUCGGGGAGGUCGGCCUGUUUCCUCCGCGGUACAGCACUCUGUUCAUGAGCGGUCAGGGUCUGGCCGGGCUCUUUGCUGCACUCGCGAUGCUCGUCUCCAUCUCAAGUAACGCAGAUCAAAGCUCGGCGGCGUUGGGAUACUUCAUCACUCCCUGUGUGGCCACUCUGGGGACUCUGCUGUGUUACCUGCUGCUGCCACACCUGGAAUUUGCUCACUUUUACCUGAACAGGAGAAGCGCUGACAGCGUGGAGGCGACGCAGGAACUCCUCAGCAGCACAGAAGACAAGAAAGGCUUAAACAACAACGCUAAAGACCACGAGGCCAACGGGAAGUUCAUCAGAGAGCAAGACGACAAUCAGGAGCGCUCGUCCGUCCUGGAUGUUUUCAAAAAGAUCUGGCUGAUGGCUGCGUGUGUGACGUGUGUGUUUGCCGUCACCCUGUCAGUGUUUCCUGUGAUCACAGUCCGGGUUCAGACCGUCUACACGGACAUCCCCGCCUGGGACAAAGUGUUCACCUGCGUUUGUUGCUUCAUCGUUUUCAACACCAUGGACCUGGUCGGCCGCGGCGCCCCGUCUCUCGUCCAAUGGCCUUCGAAGGAGAGUCGUCUGUUUCCCGUCGCCGUGUUGUCUCGUCUGGUCUUCGUCCCUCUGCUGAUGAUAUGUAACGUCCAGAACUCCAGACUCACCGUCUUCAGGCACGACGGCGCCUUCGUCACCAUCAUGGCCCUCUUCUCCUUCAGCAACGGAUACCUGGCGAGCCUCUGCAUGGCCUACGCUCCACAGUUGGUGCGCUGUAAAGACUGCGAGACCGCCGGCUCGCUGAUGACCUUCUUCCUGGUUCUGGGUCUGGCACUGGGAGCGUCUUUCUCCUUCCUGCUGGGAAAACUGGUUUAGACAACGGGGACGCGUUGAACACGGAAGAGAUCAGAGAAGAAGAAGAAGAAGAAGAAGAAGAAGAAGAAAAAGAAGAAGAAGAAGAAGAAGAAGCAGAAGAAGCAGAAGAAGAAAAAGAAGUAGAAGAAAAAGAAGCAGAAGAAGAAAAAGAAGCAGAAGAAGAAGAAGAAGAAGAAGAAGAAGAAGAAGAAGGUAACUUCUGGCAAAAAGUUAAAAAGCUUUUAACCCUCCUGAAGAAGGCGGUUUGUGCCGCUACGUGUGGGUUGUAACCCAGAUCUAUAUAUAUAUAUAUAUAUAUAUAUAUAUAUAUAUAUAUAUACAAACACAAUAAUAUAUAUAAUAUUAAUAAUAAUAAUAUA